AGAGCCAGUUGUUGACCUGUUGAGUAAUGCGGUCUGCUUGUCUCUCUGAGCACUAUCGUCAGCCGUGUGACUCCUCCGGCUGUCCGCUCUACGGUCUGCCCUGCCAUGGUCGACCUAAACAGCGGCUGGAACCUUUCUUUCGCCGGGUGCGGGUUUCUGGGAAUUUACCACAUAGGAGUUGCUAGCUGCUUGCAGGAGAAAGCGCCCUACCUCAUCGAAGGGGCCACCAAGUUGUACGGGGCUUCCGCCGGCGCUCUGACCGCCUCGGUGCUCGCUAGCCAGGCGUCCCUAGCCCGAUGUUGUGAAGAUGUGAUCGAGGUAGCAAAAGAGGCCAGGAAGAGGAACCUGGGCCCCCUUCACCCCAACUUCAACCUAGUCAAGGUGUUAAAGUCUGGCCUGAAUCGUGACCUGCCCUCUGAUGCACAUGCCCUGGCCUCGGGGCGGCUGUGCGUUUCGCUAACCAGAGUGUCUGACGGGCAGAAUGUGCUGGUGUCGGAGUUCGACAGCAAGGAGGAACUCGUCCAGGCGCUGAUCUGUAGCAGUUUCAUUCCCAUCUACUGCGGGCUGAUUCCUCCAUCCUUCAGAGGAGUGCGUUACGUGGAUGGUGGGAUGAGUAACAACCUGCCGCAGUCUGAGCUGAAGAACACCAUCACCAUCUCUCCCUUCUCUGGCGAGUCUGACAUCUGUCCUCGCGACAACUCCACCAGCUUCCACGAGCUGCGCUUCACCAACACCAGCAUCCAGAUGAACCUAGGCAACAUGUACCGCCUCAGCCGGGCCCUGUUUCCCCCAGAAACCAAGGUAAUGGCUGACAUGUGUCAGAACGGUUAUAAGGACGCACUACGCUUCCUUGAAGAAAACAACCUGCUGAUGCUCGAUUGUCCAACCUCGGGCCCCGCCAUGCCAGAGAGCCCGCCCGCCACCUGCUGCAGCACGCAUACAGAAACCACACAAGACUGGGUGCAACGGAGGCUCCGCCUACUGCGAAAACAGCACUGGUGGCUAGAUGAGCAGAUUGUUCUGCCUACGCCCAUCAAGAAAGUGUUCUGUGAGGCCUGCCAAGACAAAUCCGGCCUGUAUGCCAAGGUAUCCAAGAUGCUGCCAGUGAGAGUGGCCUCCUACAUGCUCAUGCCCUACACACUUCCUGUGCAGUCGGCCUACUCAGUAGCCCAGAGGUUUGUGGAGUGGAUCCCAGAGGUGCCAGCGGAUAUGCGAUGGCUGUAUGGGGUAGCAGGUGACAUGUACCAACAGGCCUGGAAAGGAGCACCGGCUAGCUCUAUUGGUGAGCCAGGCCUGAGGAAAUGCUUGAGUGCGCCGCCUCUACCUACAGAAUGUGAGAAACCAAUGCAGAGAGACCACCUGCCUGCUCUUUCCUCCCUAGACCUUCCCGGCAACUACUGGGAGUACACCAAAUCUACCUCCUCCUCGUCCCAAAAGCAUUCUCACAUCGUCCCCUCCUCUCCGCAACAAGUCUGCUUCUUUGUCGGCUCACAGGAAGAUCUCAAGAGCCCCGAACCACAGUGAAACGAUUCAGGACCAGAACUUUGACAAUGAUUUGAUCAAAUGUUCACUUUCUGUGAGGAGCUAGUGGAUCGAUGGAGUGGUUAAGUAUUGAACCAAUGGUGCGCAAAUGUUUCAAGGAGACACACAUUCAUCUCCGACUCUGAACACUCCAGGUGUCAUAACUCACUCAGGCUCAUGGACGUGUUUUAUAAUCUGUUUUAAUGCACAGCGCAGACAUGUGACUAGUUUCACAGUGUCAUUACAGCCCUACCUACCUGUUUGUUUCAGACACACUGAAACGUAGCAGUCAUUUCUCAUUCCAGUACAGCUUCUUAAAUCACGGGUUCCCACACAUUUUUCACGGA
Messenger RNA from Etheostoma spectabile (orangethroat darter), 1868 nucleotides. It is a transcript of the gene pnpla3, whose product is annotated as patatin-like phospholipase domain containing 3. The record is from RefSeq and is a predicted model, not a curated record. Gene Ontology annotation, cellular component: cytoplasm; membrane; lipid droplet. Gene Ontology annotation, biological process: triglyceride catabolic process; lipid homeostasis; positive regulation of triglyceride catabolic process. Lineage: Eukaryota; Metazoa; Chordata; Actinopteri; Perciformes; Percidae. The transcript is spliced from 9 exons. The coding region runs from base 106 to 1524 and encodes 472 amino acids. Gene Ontology annotation, molecular function: triacylglycerol lipase activity.